CACCUCCACUCCCUGUCAGCUGUUCGUCGUCUCCCUCAGAGUCUGACUCCACCAGAGGCAUGACAGGAAAUUAGUGAAAGAGAAGACAAUGAAAAUCUACAUUUUUUCCAUGACACUUGCUCUGGUUUCGGGUCUGAGGAAUGCUACUACUGGGCUGGAGGAAAUAAAAGCAGGCAUUAAGACAACAGCCAACCCUCAGUAUGAAGUCUAUCAACACCAAGGCACCAAAAAGAAUGACAUGGAACAAUCCGAUGUUUCCCAUGACUGCAGACGUAACCCUUGUAGAAAUGGUGGCACUUGUUUCAGGGAAUGUGACCAAUGUCCUCAACGCUGCAUCUGCCCUGCAGAAUUCAUGGGGAAACAGUGUGAAGUUGCAAAAUGUUUUGAUGAGACUCUGUAUGAAUACUUUGAGGUUGGAGACAGUUGGGCCGGAAUCUACCAAGGCUCAAUACAAGCAUGCACCUGUGUUAACGGCAAAAUAGACUGCCAUCCAGAAAUGUAUACAGGCUGUCCCUCCGACCCCUGCCUGCUCCGGGGCAGCCGCUCUUGCAGGAGGACGCUCUUCUCGGACACCACCAUCUGCACGUGCAGCCACCUCUUCAGAGGGAGACACUGCAACCUGGCUCCAAGUCAAAGCUGUUAUUUGGGUAAUGCGACCAAUUACCUGGGCCUGGCCAAGAAGACCAUCUCUGGAGAUGAUUGCCUUCCAUGGACCUCCGACCUCCUCUCCUACGACGACCCUCAAACCAACACGGUGCAGCUGGGAUUGGGCUCCCAUUCCUACUGCCGAAGUCCAGAUGAGGACGAGCAGCCAUGGUGCUAUUUCAUUAAGGACGGCGGGCUGUCUUGGGGAUACUGCAAUGUGUCAUCAUGCCGAAGCGGGCGCAGGCAGAUGCCGCCACCGCCAAACUUUCUUCCAGAAGCUGUGGAUGAGUUUGCCAUGGUCAAGAAGUCGUGUGGGAGGAGGCACAAGAAGCAGAAGUUUGUAAGACCCAGAAUUGUGGGGGGAUCUUCUGCCUUGCCAGGAUCCCACCCCUGGCUGGCCAGCAUAAACGUCGGCAGGAAUUUCUGUGGCGGAAGCCUUAUUCGCUCUUGCUGGCUGGUCACGUCGGCCCAUUGUUUCGCUAACAGCCCGCUGACGUCAACCGUCCAUGUUGUUUUGGGACAACAUUUUUUCAACAAAACAAUAGACGUCACUCAGGAAUUUAAGAUAGAGAAGUACAUCAUGCAUCCUGACUACUCCGUGUUCAACCCAACUGAAAACGAUAUUGUUUUAAUUAAGCUCAAGAAAGUCAACCAACGCUGUGCAGUGAGAUCUCGAUUUAUUCAACCCAUAUGCCUGCCAGAAGCUUCCAUGUCUUUCCCAGACCACUACAAAUGCUACGUUGUCGGAUGGGGAUACUUGCAUCAAAGUAAGAGUUGGGGUGCCUGAUCACCCCCUUAUUGCCAGGAGUUUCCGCUGACUCCAGGGCGAGCUUCAUGGUGUCUGCCCAUCACACUCGGUCUUUCUAUAGUUGAUGUUUUCAAUCGAGCGCUGGUGGCACAGUGGUUGGAAUGCGGUAUUGCAGGAAAACUCUUCCCCCAGCCCGGAAGUUCAAUCCUGAAUCCGGAAGUGGGCAGAUGCUGGAGCAGCUUCCAUGGCCCACUGGAACCCUUCUUCUAAAUCCAAGGGGUCUUUCCCUGCCUUGGAGCUGUUGAUGCACCUUUUGCCCUAGAUGGGUUGAAUAAACCCAGGAUUCUCAAAUGCUGUGUGUGGGGUUUCCAGAAGACCUUUGUGGACCUCUGGCAUUAGGAGCAGAAUCUGCCCUCUUCCUCUUGAUGACCCCUGUGGGUGCCAAGGAGCCUGGGCUUCUUCCUGGUUGUGCAAGGAACAGUCAAAGAGACCAAGGGAUAGGUACAGUGGAAGUGUGAAAGAUGUGUGUGCCGGUCACA
Messenger RNA from Notechis scutatus (mainland tiger snake), 1932 nucleotides. Lineage: Eukaryota; Metazoa; Chordata; Lepidosauria; Squamata; Elapidae. The record is from RefSeq and is a predicted model, not a curated record.